AUGACCUCCAAAGAUCCCACGGUUAUGGAGGACCGGAGACGCAGCGCGCUGGACCAGCUCCCGCCGCCGGCCAACUCCAACAAGCCCCUGACGCCAUUCAGUAUAGAGGACAUCCUGAACAAGCCCUCGGUAAAGAGAAGUUACUCCAGCUGUGGGACGGCGAACCUGCUCUCCUCCAUCGAGAAGAUGUCCUCUUCAGGUCAUAGCCUGUCCAGCCGGGCGCUUUUCACCCAAACCUCCCCGCUCUGCGCUCUGGAGGAGCUCGCCAGCAAAACCUUCAAAGGGCUCGAAGUCAGUGUUCUUCAAGCUGCGGAGGGUAAGUCUGGACAGUCAGAUCUUUGUUUGUCCGAUUUAGUUAUGUACAGACUGUGUAGCCUAGUGUAAUUCAGUUUAUGGUCUACUACAAAUUCAACAAACGAAAUAUAUAAGAAUGUCAGGUCUGUGUGUGAGUGUGCCUGCAUUGGGUCUGUUCACACACAUAUUUCUUUCAGAAUUUGAGUAUUGAAUAAAGCACGAUGCAUAUUUUUCCACAAUGAGACUUGCCAAAGAGCUUAAAACUGAGAAGGAACAAAAAAAAAUUAUCCUGGAUUUCUGCAAAAUAUGUGUAUCGAAUUGGUUAUUCUUAUGUGAACAAAAUAGAUUAAAUAUGACUAGUUCCACCAUGUAAAAACGAAUAAUUAGCUCAUACUUAAACAUGGAGCAAAAUACUACUCCACAUAAUAAUGCAAACUAAUUUAAGAUUUAGUUUAAGAUUAUUAUUUUUAUUAGGCCUAUUGUAUCACAUUAUUAUUAUCGUCUGUUAUUACGAUACGUUUAGCCUGUUGACCGUAUUGGUGUUGUUGUUAUUGUUGGUGGUGGUGGGUUUAGAGGCGAAAUACAUGCAUAGGCCUCUUAUUAUUUUAGCAGUUAUUGCUCUAAGGUUUCUUGGAGCGACAUUAUGCCUGGUGAUUCACUAAAUGCCUAUAGGCUAAUAUCCCUAUCCUCUAUAUAUCCUCUCACAGGCCGAGACGGCACGACACUAUUCGGUUCGCGGAAUAACCCCAAAAAGCGCCGGAAGUCUCGCACGGCCUUCACCAACCACCAGAUCUACGAGUUGGAAAAGCGCUUCCUUUACCAGAAGUACCUAAGUCCAGCUGACCGCGACCAAAUAGCACAGCAGCUCGGCCUCACCAACGCGCAGGUCAUCACCUGGUUCCAAAACCGGCGCGCCAAGCUCAAACGCGACCUGGAGGAGAUGAAGGCGGAUGUCGAGUCGGCCAAAGCCGUGGGAACCGUGUCGUUCGAGAAGAUGGCCAAACUAGCCGAACUGGAGAAAUGCGCAGCUAACGGCGCGACGGGCCCUAACAGAUCUGAGUCAACCUCGCUAUUGAACCAUGAGCGCAACACCUCGAACAAACUCUUAUUGUCCUCCCCUUCGUCGCCAUAUACAGACCACACUAGCAGCAAGGGCUGCUCCGAGGAUGAGGAGAUUGACGUGGAUGACUGA
Messenger RNA from Coregonus sp. 'balchen', 1486 nucleotides. The record is from the annotation of a GenBank genome assembly. NCBI's taxonomy places the organism in Eukaryota, Metazoa, Chordata, Actinopteri, Salmoniformes, Salmonidae.